AUGGAUAUCCCUACGACUACAGCUUCAGAAGCACCGCAUGAGUCGGUCUGCAAGACUGAAACUACACCAACAUCAUCAUAUCAUGAAACUGGCCGUACCCGCGCAAACGAAGGCGAAGCUGGCGAAAAGUCCAAUCACACAGCCUCCAAAGACCCGAAGCAAAACGUGCCCCAGAAACAGGCCACGAAGAAAUUCUGCACCUUUGCUGUGAACAAUGGUCUCACUGGCUCACCCGGACUCCCACCAGAGUUACGUUUGAUGGUCUACAAAGCCGCGUUCCCCGAAAUGGGCCCAUCCAUUGUUUACGAAAAACCCGAUGGAUACGCAAAAAACAAACUAGUCUUCAUUGGGCCUGUGGGCCAUUGCGAUCAUCAAUCACACCUUCUCAAAGAUCUAAUCUAUGAAGACAACGUGUGCGCACGUUGCAGACACUCACCUCCCAAAAACCAUCGAAUUCAAGCGGUACUGGGGAGUAACUUCGCGCGUGAUCCCGCCACUCGUUCAGAGUUUCUCACGGAGUACGUACGCCAGGUCCAGUUUUGUUGCAAACCACGUUAUCAUUACCAUCAUGACAGAGAUCACCGAGAUCUACAGCAAUUUUUGUCCAUACUUGCUGCGUCAAAUCUCAUUGGAUCAUUCAGAUACCUCACCAUUCUAGUCCCUUGGAAUCAAAUAAUGGCCGUGUACAAACCCCGUCCGAAACUUGACGCCAUUCAUAUUGCUUAUAUUCUUACCAUCUUAUAUCGCUACAAGCUAAAGUGCGAACUGACAUUCUACCAUUAUAAUACACGGAUCCUCAGGCGGUUACUCGAUCAUAUAGUGGAGAUAGGCCAAACGAAUCCUUUACGCACUGGAAUUGGCAACAGCGAUCAAGGCUCCAGAUCAAAUUUUGCUGAUUUCUUGAUGGCAAGUUGGGAUUUUGCUAGUCAAGACAAAGUAUUAGAUAAAUUGAGCAGGCGUUUGACAAGAGAAGUUAAAAGAACGCAGACGGCGAAAGCAGAAAAUAAAUACGAUGUACUAAAGUAUCCUAUCGACUUUAGCAAGUGA
Bipolaris victoriae FI3 is the source of this 1047-nucleotide messenger RNA. RefSeq lists its product as hypothetical. The transcript has a single exon. NCBI's taxonomy places the organism in Eukaryota, Fungi, Ascomycota, Dothideomycetes, Pleosporales, Pleosporaceae. The record is from RefSeq and is a predicted model, not a curated record. Bases 1 to 1047 code for a protein of 348 amino acids.